Parnassius mnemosyne (clouded apollo) is the source of this 1458-nucleotide messenger RNA. The record is from the annotation of a GenBank genome assembly. Lineage: Eukaryota; Metazoa; Arthropoda; Insecta; Lepidoptera; Papilionidae.
AUGGUUUGUGAGGUCGGAGCGGCGGUCAUGGACAUGAGUGGCGAGGGUGGCGGAGCGGGCGCGGGGGCGGGCGCGCUUCAGCAGCGGUGGUACGACAGCCGCGUGAACGGCAGCCCGGCCGCCGCAGACGUCGGCUCCGAUGCGAACGGCGACGGCUUCUUCCACUCGCCGCUAGAGGGCGGACAUCACAGUCGCGCCCGUUACUAUCAUCAACAAAUGCACGCCCCCUAUUCCGCCGCAGUCGGCUCGCACGGUCGGACGUUAAGCGGCGGCAGUGGGCAAGUGUGUCGACCGCAUUUCCACACGCCGCUACACCCUUGGCUAGACUCAAAGGCGCUGGGAGGCGGCGCAUGGGGCGGCGGAUUCCAGCAGGAUGCCGCGCAAGCAGACAAACCCCUUUCCCCUGCUCAACACCACCAUCCACACCCCCUUUUCUCCUUCCCUCCGACUCCGCCAAAAGACUCAACUCCCGACUCCGUUGCGGCAGCGGCACUCGGCCAGCAAGACUACCAAGCCGCUGUUGCUCACGCGACCGCUAUGAGCGUCGCUUUUAUGCAGCAGCAACAGGAGCUACCGCUAUGUGGCGACGUCAAGCCCAUGAUGGGCGCACCGCCAUCGAAGCAGCGCGAAGGUGCGCAACCAGACUCGUGCCCCCAAGAGUCGAGUCAGCCCUCUGGGGAAUACAACGCGCAGUACAACGCCGCCGGCGGCGAUUACUACAGCUACCAGGGGAAGGGGUACAGUCAGCAGCAGAGUAAGCCUCGACCGAACAAGACGCGAACGAGCGCCGAGGGCCGGGAGUGCGUGAACUGCGGGGCGACGAGCACUCCUCUGUGGCGGCGCGACGGUACCGGCCACUACCUCUGCAAUGCCUGCGGCCUUUACUACAAGAUGAACGGACAGAACAGGCCGCUUAUUAAGCCAAAGCGAAGAUUGGUGAGUUCGCUGCAGAGUGCAGCUCGGCGGGCAGGCACCUCAUGCGCCAACUGUAAGACGACCACCACCACUCUAUGGCGACGCAAUCAGAACGGCGAGCCGGUCUGUAACGCCUGCGGCCUCUACUACAAACUGCACAACGUUAACCGGCCAUUGACAAUGAAAAAGGAGGGGAUCCAAACACGAAAUCGGAAGCUAAGCAGUAAAAGUAAAAAGAAGAAGGGUGGAAUGGGUAUGGGUGGCGGUGGUGCCUGUGCACUGGCUCUUGGUGGCGUCAUGGGAGAUAUGAUCAAGCCACUAGGAGAUGCUACCAAGGGGUUCGGUGGUUCUGCAUUCCCUUCAGCAAUGGACUUUGGGCAACACCAAGUGGGGUUGGUGCAUCCAGCAGCGGCGCACAUGUCGCACUGGUACGGCGCACCGCACCAGGGCUUUGCACCACCGCCCGCCUCGCACAACCCGUACCACCACCACCACCUCGCGCAACUUAAUUCUAUGACUGGCUGGAGGAGUGAGUACACGUGA